CGUUUUGAACUACGGACGCCAUUUUUAGGCGUGUUUGUCAAGUGCUUAUGUGUGUCAUAAUGAAGGAAUAGGGAUUUGGAUUUAGUAAUGAAAAGACAGUAUGGCUUCAGGAGAACGGAAAGAUUUAUCGCUAGUAUUUUUCUGGACACUAUUUUUUGUACAGAUCCUUCAAUACGAAAGUUUGACCUUAUGGCCUGUAGACAGCUGUCCCGGAAAUCAAUCUGAAGUCGAGGCUGCCACACUCAGACUGAACUGUUCUGAUGUGAGGGAGUCGAUCAACGUGUAUCACUGUCUACCUCUAUCCAAUCUGUCUGAUUUGGUAGAGUUCUGUUACGAUGGAAGAAGUGGUUUGGUUGAAGCGGGUAACUGUAUGGUACUGUACAGGGAAACUUUGAACAACUACCAAUGUGGUCACUUCAAAAAUGGCUGUCCAAAUGCAUAUUAUUUUCCAAAAAAUAUGUACAAGUACCCAGCCUGCUUAAAGAUAAACACACAGAACAACUGUUAUAUUGCGGAUCCAAGUUGUCCUAAUAUAAGGUUUUUUGGAACAACGACAAUAUCUUCAGUUACUUCGACGGAAAAAACAACGACUAUGCCUACAUAUACUGCAGUUGAUAAUAAAAGUCUUUAUGUUGAGGCAACGUCUAUUCCCGCACUCAGUGGAAAUAAUAAUCACAGGCUGUUACAUUUAAUUCCAGUUUUGCUUGGUGUUUUAUUACCUCUGCUUGCGGUUGUUUUAGUUAUUUUGCUGAGUUGUCGGAUGGAUAAACGAACAGGAAAAGACCCAGCAGAAGAACAUGAACUGAAAGAAAACCUGUUCAAAACAGUUAAUAAAGACACAUCAUUUGAGAUGGACGAAACUUCUCCAUUGAUUGCAGACACUCCAAUGAAUGAAGACAAACACCAUGAGUUAGAAGGAAGCUUGCCUUUGAAAUCGGAUGAAGACUAUUCCUUGAAUGAAAUGCAGACAUACCUCGAAGACAAUGAAUUUUUGGAGCGUUAUCAGAAAUAUCUUGAAGAAGGAUCUGUAGAAGUGUGCCCGAUUUCACAAAUCAUAAUUGUUGGUGAACAAGGAGUAGGAAAAACAACUCUUCUCUACCGACUCCAAGGGAAAAGUCAGGAGGAAAUCAAAGCAAUAACAUCAACACGAGGAGUGGAAUGCCACACAGAACAACACAGCUUUAUCAUUACAAAAAACCAGCUUGAGAUGAACCUGAGGGGAGUAAGCAGUCUGGCAGUCGACCCUGGACAUGUUAAUACAUUUUCUGAAGGUAAAAACAACAGAUGUUAA
Messenger RNA from Saccostrea cuccullata (small rock oyster), 1291 nucleotides. RefSeq lists its product as uncharacterized. The coding region runs from base 101 to 1291 and encodes 396 amino acids. The record is from RefSeq and is a predicted model, not a curated record. Lineage: Eukaryota; Metazoa; Mollusca; Bivalvia; Ostreida; Ostreidae. The transcript has 11 exons.